UCCCCACCAACUCCGACAUUGUGGCGUCGUGCGCUCGACCGGACCCCUCCUCCCCCCUCCCCUCCCCUUCCCUCCGUUUGCCCCCGCUUCUCCAACCAGCAGAUUCCUCCCCCGCCACCCAGGCCAGCUCCCCCGCCGCCGGCGCCCCCCUCCGCCGUGGAGCUCGACAUGGACGACGCCUGCGCCGUCUGCGCGGAGCGGCUCGAAUGGGUGGCCUACGGCGCCUGCGGCCACCGCGAGGUCUGCUCCGCCUGCGUCACCCGCCUCCGCUUCGUCCUCCGCGACCAGCGCUGCUGCCUCUGCAUGACCCACUGCCCCGCCGUCUUCGCCACCAAGGAAAUGGGGGACCGCACCAAGGCGAUCGGCGAUCUCUCGGCGCUGCCGGCCGCGGCCGGCGAGGGGAAGACCGGGGACUACUGGUACCACGAGGCCACGCAGGUGUGGUUCGACGACGCUGACCAUUACAGGAUGGUAAGGGCGAUUUGCCGGAUCUCCUGCACCGUCUGCGAAAGCAGUGGUAACAAGGGGAAGAAGGGCAGUAAGUCGUCCAAGGCGAAACACAAGAUCAAGUUCGAGACCAUCGAGCAGCUCAAAGCCCAUCUGUCCAACAAGCAUUGCUUGUACAUGUGCGACCUCUGCUUGGAUGGGAGGAAGGUAUUUAUUUGCGAGCAGAAACUUUAUACAAGGCCUCAAUUAAAUCAGCACAUAAAAACCGGUGAUUCAGAGGUGGAUGGCUCGGAAGUUGAGCGCAGGGGUUUUGCAGGGCACCCGAUGUGCAAGUUUUGUAGAAGCCCAUUUUAUGGAGAGACUGAGCUAGAUACACAUUUGACAAGAGAACAUUAUUCUUGUCACAUAUGUCAGAGGCAGCACGGUGGGCAGGAUGAUUAUUUCAGGAACUAUGAUGACUUAGAGCAAAAAUGGUACGGUGCUCCUAAAGUCCGUUUGUGCAUGCAUCUGAAUGGACGCCGUGUUUAUAUUUGCAGUACUAGAACUUGUCAUCUUCACGCGAGGCCGUUGCAAGCUUGUGAGAUGCAUUUCCGAAGAGACCAUUUCUUCUGCGAGGACAGAGAGUGCUUGGAGAAGAAGUUCAUUGUCUUCCAAAGUGAAGCAGAGCUUAAGAGGCACAAUGCUGUGGAGCAUAGGAAGCGCAUGCCUCAUGCACAGAAGAAUUCUGCUCUCCAGACACCAACCAGUUCUAGAGACCGGAGCGAGCUAGAGCAGAGUAAUGGCAGAGGUAGAAGGCACAACGCUUGCCUCCCCAAUGGUUCUGUUGACAAUACCUUGCUGUCUGUUCAGAAUGGCAUUGCAAAUAUGGGCCGUGGCUCAGGAAAUCAAGUUGCUGCUGUUGUGUCUCCCUUGCGAUCUAGUUCUGGGCACUCAUCACAAGCAGGCCAAAGCUCUGGGAUGAACCGUGUUUGGCAGCAACCACACUUUCCUCCCCUCUCCCGCCAGGAGGUUCCUGAUGCAAGAAUAGGUUCCUGUUUUCAAGAACUUCCAUCCCCUCCCAUAUCAGGGCAAUCAGGGUAUACACCAUUUGCCAGUCGGAGCUCACGGACUGCUGCACGCGCAAUGGAUUUGGAAUUCCCUCCUUUAUCAGGCAGUAAUAACAGAACUGCUGCGUCAACAGAGCAGGGGGUACGAAAGGUAGCUGAGAACACUCAUGCAUUUGGGCUCCGACAACAAAGCAACGGAAUUGUGAAUACACACCAUUCUGCUCAGCAUUGGUCCCUUAAAAAUACUGAUUUGAUCCCUUCUGGUUCAAGUCACUCCCCAAGUUGGCCUACACCCAACACAAGUCCUCACGUUAGUGGAUCGCUGAGUCUGACUUCUGCAGGAAAUGGAAGGCAAGAAACACCUGUGAGCCGCCAGGUGUUGUGCUCUGUGGAUGAUGUUCGUGCAGCGAAUAAUUCAUUGGUUGAAAGAAUGCAGGCUGCAUUAGGAAUGGACCGGGACAGGUACUCGAUGUUCAAAGAGAUCUCUGGGGAGUACCGUCAAGGCGUUAUCAAUGCUUCAAAGUACCUUUCAUAUGUCGAACAAUUUGGUCUGUCGCACCUCGUUCUUGAAAUGUCCAGGUUGCUGCCUGAUCCUCAAAAGCAGAAGGAGCUUGCUGAUGCCUACUACGCGAAUUUGCGCCUUACAAGCCUCCAAGGAAACGGUGGCGGUGGAGCUGUUUGCUCGAAAGAAAGCACCCGGAAAAAUAAGGGGAAGGGGAAACUUCCUGCUGCUGCACAGGAUUUGUUAGAAGAUAAGCUCCUGAGUGCUGCCAGCAAGCUUCAGUCGCAGGUGGGAGGCUCUAGAGCGCCGUUGAGAGAAGGGUGUGGAGCAGCCGAUGGACCUUUGCAGGAGCCGAGGUGGCCUGUGAAGGGUGCUUGGCAAAACCGUGGGGGGCAGAGACUCGUGAGCAAGGCGAAGAAGUAAACUGGGGUUUUACUGGAUGUUUUGCCACCUGAGCUGCGGUGAAAACGCCCAUUUUUCCCCGAUUCGUGUCUGGUUUGUCGAGGUGACUAAGAAGACCGCGGAGUAAUUAUUUGGUUCGCUUCUGUUUCUCUUUGUCUGAACCUUAUGUCGAGUUUGCGUAAUUGUGUCGUGAAUGUUGCGAAGAAGGAAUAGAUCUGGACUAUGUGGAUGGUAACUAUCAAAGCUAUUGUAAUUCAGGAUGUCUCUGGCAGGAUUAGUAUUUUGAAGUUUGUAUGGAAAUACAUAUCAAAUCCAUCUAGAACUAUACUUA
This is a messenger RNA of Triticum dicoccoides, 2728 nucleotides long. RefSeq names its product E3 ubiquitin-protein ligase ZNF598-like. Gene Ontology annotation, molecular function: ubiquitin protein ligase activity; ribosome binding. The record is from RefSeq and is a predicted model, not a curated record. The coding region runs from base 169 to 2418 and encodes 749 amino acids. Lineage: Eukaryota; Viridiplantae; Streptophyta; Magnoliopsida; Poales; Poaceae. Gene Ontology annotation, biological process: protein ubiquitination; rescue of stalled cytosolic ribosome. The transcript is spliced from 8 exons.